AAAAGUAUGUUACAAGAAAUACCACAGGUAAAAGAAAUCGCUAUCGAUAACGAUAGUACUUCGAGUGCUGCCGAAAAUAAAAAUUGAUUUGCAUUUCUACUCGGCUUAAAAUGAAUUAAAUGUUAUUGUUUCCGCACCGAAAAAACUCAUAAAUCGCUACAUCAACCGCACUACUAAAUCGAAAUAAAUUCGAGCAAUUGAACAACUGCCAAAAUCUAGAACGUAUGUGAAGCGUGUGUGCCGUACAACCCAGCGAUAAGGACAAAAAACGGUUAAAAGAAAGCUAUUAAGAAAGAAAGUAAAGAAAAUUAAUUUUGAUUAAGUAAGAAAAAACAACGAAACGCGUGUGCCGCAAAUAUUGGCGAAAAUCGCAAUAAAAAAGUGUAUGUCAAAUAAGAAAAUGUGGCUCCACCAGCGAUAACGGUACUCCAAUGUGCUCUCUCGCACGCACACAGAAGCAUACCGCACACGCACGCCACCACCACUGCCAAAAAGCGAAUCCUGCCCAACAGCCGCACCUAUAAAAGUGGGCGUGGGUAGAGACAAGUUACUGUAACCAAUUUGCAAAUAGUGAUCGAGAGGGGAGGAAGAAGUAAAGGAAGCCAAAGGACAGGAUAGAAAAGCAAGAGGAAGAACGAAGCAGCAUCGGCGCGUUGGAGAAAUGUGCGGGAAGAGAAGAUUGAAAAUAAACGUGUAGUAGAGAAUUUUUGAGACACUCACACGCACACCUCCCACACUCUUUCUCUCUCUGUCUCUCCGCUUAUACCAUUUGCCGCCUACACACACACAUACCUAAGCGAACAUACGAGCGCUCUCGUAUCGCGAAAAGCGUGAGCUUUGUUGUUGCCUCUCCUACUCCCUCGCUCUCAGAGGCGCUCCCGCGUUGUUUUUGUUGUUGUUGCCGCUGAGCAAAUGGCAGACCCUCUAAGCGGGCGCCGCUGGUGAUAACAUGUCGUAAUGGCCAGAGAGGAGUCUCGCGGCAAGAGACCACUGAAAAUCUGGGACAGCUGGCGGAAUGUGCGCAAGGGCGUCGUAGUUGGGACCUUCGAGGAGCUCUUGGUCCGCGGCAAGGAUAAGCUGGGGGUUCCUGCUUCAGAACCGGUGCGCGUUGUUCUGGAGUGUGAUGGAACCCAAAUCGAGGACGGCGAAUACUUUCGCACCCUGGCCAACAAUACGGUGCUGCUGCUGUUAAGACAGGGCGAGCGCUGGUAUCCCACUGGCGUCGAUGUCAUAAAGGCUGCCAUAUCAGCUAUACCGAAAAUCGUCUGUGAGACGAUUCAUGCGCUGGAGUUGCACGAUGAGACACCGUCGUGGAAGAUCAUGGAUAACAAAGGGCGUGUCACGGUCGUUCUGCACUGGGAUCAGCGGCAGGGUGGAGGAAGCGGCGGCGGAGGAGGCGGUGGCGGAGGGGGGAGCAUGUGCUCCGGCUUGGGCAGCAGCAAUGGGCUGCUGUCGUCCGACAAGUACUCGCCCUCAAAGAAGGGCCUCUCCGCUCAGAGCUCGCUGGACAACAAGUCAGUGUCGUCGCAGUCCUCCCAGCCACGCUAUGCCAGCCCUCAAAUAACGGUGAUCAGCGACGACGGACCGGCGAGCAUAUACCAUCCCGGUGGCGUUGUUCUGCCGCCAGGAGUUGUGAUACCCGGCGGCAGCAGGCGACUCUCCAAGCAGGGUAGCUCCUUCGACAGCACCGUGGGUGUGGGCGUGGGAGCGGUCCACGUGCAUACGCCGGAAUGCGCCCACCACGCCCACACGCCCAGCAGGGCGGGCAGUCCCAGCACCACCGAGUGCGACUUCCACUGCUGUGCGCUGCACGAGGAGGGGCGCAAGAUUGCUGUGCACAAGAGCGUGGCUACGUCGCCCAUCCAGGACGGAAGCAGCAGUCCCCAGCCGCAGUCGGCACCAUCGGUUAUGGAUCCUAUGCUGGGCGGCAGCGGUGGCGGCGGAAGCGGCAGCAUGCAACGCCGCUCGUCAGGCGCCAAGGGCCAUGUGCGAUUCCUGGACAUCGCCCCCGAGCGGGAUAGCUCCGAGAGCGAAACGGAGAACACGGUGAUGGAGGACGAUAAGACGACGACGGAGAAGUUUCUGCUGCUGAUCGACCAGUUGUCGGUGGACCAGAAGCGUCACCUUAGCAUCAAAGACAUCGGCAUCAUACUGGAACGCCUCAAUUCCAAGAUCCUUGACGUGGAGCGAUUGGAUCGCGAGUCCGAGUCGGACGACUGCUACAACUGGACGAUAAAGGCGACAAUACGCGGCGAUGCGCUGCGCGAACUGGGCGUCAUUUACAAUGGCAAUUACUAUGCCAUCUCUGAGCAUCCUGGGUACAAGGAGGAGCUAGAGGAGAACGGCGAGGAGGUCGAGGAGGAGGAGGAAGAGGAUGAGGAGGACAGAAUUUAGAGUGCCAAUGACGGGCAGACGGGCAAACCCACAGGUUCACGACUGUGCCACGUUGGGCGCCACAGCAGGUAUCAAUAAACUAGCGCAUUUUACAGAAACCAAAACGAAAAAAUGGAAAAAACAAAAAUAGGAGUAGCCCAGCAGCUCGACACAAGAACACUCACACACACACACACACACUCCAACAUGCAUACAUAUAUACAUAUAUACUUAUAUAAAAUAAUUACGAGAAUAUAAUAAUGCAAGUCGCACAUUGUACAAUAGUGAAGUAAGCGUAAACGUGAAUUAUAAAAAGGCGAAAGCAAUGCAGCCGCCACACACCCAGAAACACACACACCCACGCCCACAACAACAGCAACAAGCGCGAACCACUUAAAAGCCGUUUUUGUAGCAUUUAGCCAGAAUUCUCAUAGACGGGGACCGACGUUACAAUAAGGAGCAGGAGCAUGGCUAGUUGGAGACGUUCAGGCGGCGUGCUUGCCACAUAGAAUGUCACUGCACCGUCUGCAGCCAGCUAACGAAUUCAAAAUUCGUAAGAUUCGAUUUCAAGUCCCCAAAAUUCAGUCCACAGAUCAGUUGCUAGCCCCAGUACCAGCCAUCCUUGUGUUGUUAUCGUUGUUGUACAAUAGAUGUUCCGUGUUCCGUUGUGAUUGUGUGCCAAAAUAGCCUUAUUUAGUUGGAUAGCCCCACACACAGACUGCCACUCGAGUCAGGAAAUCUAAUCUAACCCCAAAGACUAUAAGUUGUGAAAGAGAUAUAGAUAACAGAGACUAUAAAAUGUUGUUGCCAGAAAAACGAUGAUGACGGGGUAACUGAAGCUCGGUCGGUCUCUCGUUUCCUAUGUAGUGAGUUCCUCAUUUUCAUUUGCUUUGACCCCCACCCCGCAUUUGUAUAGUUCCUGGACAGCGUUACUCUUCAGCAAGAGGCCUAUUAUUUGUUGAUCUUGUUGCAUUUCUGCCCCAAAAGAAAUUCCGGAAAUCAUCCGCAUCAGCAUGUAAAACUGCCGUUAUUUGUAGUGUUGUCAAACGUUCAACAAAUCGCGCACAAUGUUAAAUUUAAACACAGAAUAGAAACAAUAAGCAAGACGCUCGAUGCUCGAUGCUCGCCAAAUGCCUGACGACAGACUAAAAUAUGUGUAGUAGAUAUAGACCGCCCCCCUCGCGUGGCCUCCAGAAUCAGCCGUAGAUCCAUUGGGAGUAUCUAUCAGAAGAUAUCACACGAUCGCAAACGAAAUCGUAAUUGAACAAUGCGUAAAAGCGAAAACACUGCCAACAUCGCCAUUAGCAUUCGCACCUGCAUCCACAUUCGUUGGGAUUGGGGUUAGGCUUUCGACUUCCGGAACUUUGACUGUUCCAUACGGGUAUCAAGCAAUCGGGAUAAAUUGAGAGAGCACUGGGUUGGAGGAUUCUUGGCAAGGACAUAGAAAGUUUGCCACAUACUAUAUAUCUAUCGAAAGAAAGAAUUUGUUUUAAUAAUUGGAAGAAUGUGGUUUCUCACGUAGUGAACUGCAAGUUUACCUAAAAAUUCUGUGAAUUGUUUAAUUAUAUUAUGCUUCUAGUUUUACACUUUAUAGUUGUUUACCCAGGAACAUUUGUGAAGUAUCGUAAAACCUUAAUUCGACUUGUUUUGUUAAUGUUAUAUAGACUUGUUUUUACUUUCCUCACAUGUAUUCCAUUGCAAACGUAGCUGGUCUACGUUGCUAGUCACUGUCCCCUGGAUUAGAUCUGUGUGCAUUUGAUUUAGUAACUUCCGCUGCGCAAUCAGAUCCUUAGACAAUGCUGAGAUCAGCCAACACUGUACUCCCAUCUAACCAAAACUAACUUAAAUGUAAUACGGAAUCGAGAAGCGGAAAAAGAAAGCGACUUUUAACAGACAUUUGUCCAAGGCACAAAACUAAAGCAUUGAAGCGGAAAAAUUUAAUGAAAAACUAGUAUGUAUAAAUGAAAAUUGAAAUUGAUAAUUGAUUGAUAACGAUAAUAAACGAAAAGCUAGAGGAGAGAGAAGCAAGCGAUAAAGAAGAACGUUAAACGAGAACUCACAAUUAGCGAGGCGAAAAAGAAAUUCAUUAGCGUUGUUUUAAUUUAUUAGUAAGUCGAGAACGACAAGCGACCCAAAACUCGCCGAUGAAUAUAUCUCCAUGUGUAUGUAUGUAUGAUUAAAGGACGGAGUAAGAGGGAGGGGAGUCGAGUUAUAGAGGUUGAGGAAGGUAGAACGGAAAUACCUAUGCAUAACAUAUUUAUAAGGCGGGAA
Drosophila erecta is the source of this 4644-nucleotide messenger RNA. RefSeq lists its product as uncharacterized. Gene Ontology annotation, biological process: regulation of apoptotic process; apoptotic process. The transcript is spliced from 4 exons. The coding region runs from base 958 to 2394 and encodes 478 amino acids. NCBI's taxonomy places the organism in Eukaryota, Metazoa, Arthropoda, Insecta, Diptera, Drosophilidae. The record is from RefSeq and is a predicted model, not a curated record.